AAAUGUGCCAAAAGUCAACCUAACUUUCAAUCCAAAAGUUUAAAAAGAUAAGUCGAGAAAUCGCAAAAUGUUAUUCCUAGCUAGCAACAAUACAACCCUUGGCGAGGCACCCCAUUAUGAAGCGCAUAGAAGUUAUAUCGUCCCAGCGUCUAAGGCAUCAUGCUCUUACAUCAUGAAGUUGGAGUGGGACGAGAUGUGCAUUUUCGUUCGGCAGAACCCUAAAUGUCAUGAAUUUGAAUGGCUUAUCAACUGGAUGUACUUCAUGUUCUGUGAAAUGGAUAUGGACACCACAACAUUUACGACCAUGAUAGCUAUUAUAGUUGGGAUUGUGUUACUGAUUAUUUUGUCCCUAGUCAUUAUUUCGUUUGUGAGGAUGGCUCCAUGUUUCCUCGCAACUGCUCAUCUACUUCGGUUCGACGAACACUCAGCGGGAUCAGUCUACCUAGUACUACUCACAUAUGGAGGCGAUGUUAUUGAAAAUGCCCACAUUUUUAACGUUGAUACAUCAACAGCUUUCAAUGAAACAUUGGGAUCAGCUAUUUUCACCCUAGCUGUUUUUGGAGGAGCCUUGGCGGUUGUCAACCAAUUCGCCCUCACUCCUGCAUACUUCGUUCGGGAUACAGUGUUCGCACUUUUCGGUUUGAUAUUCACAACGGUUGUGUAUGUUCACGAGGAGAUCGAUUUACACUAUGCUCUGAUUUUCAUGGGAAUCUACUUCCUGUACUUAGUGUACGUGGUAGUGGAGUUUCUUAUUCAUCAGGCGUUAUACAAAGUUGAAUCCAAGCACAGUCAAGAGAGGGGGCUCGAUUUCUCUAUCGACGAUAUGGCACCUGCGCAUCAACCUAUCCAAUUGAAAUUCGAAGUAAAUGAUUCAUUGCAGUACGGAGAAUUGGAAGGACCAAACACCUUCCUCUUCAAGCAGUUUUUCACAUCUCUAAAUCCAAUUCGUCUGGAUGUGAUGAAAGAAAUGAACACUUUUUUCAAAUGCUGCUUUCUUGUUGGGAUGCCUCUCCAUGUAAUCUACAUUUUGUGCAUUCCUUGCUUCGAUUAUAAACUUCCCAAUCAUGGCUGGUCAAAACUGACGAUAUGUGUGAACUUAGUCGUCGCAGGACCUAUAUUGGUGUCCUUGUUCACUUUCAGUGGGACGCCGUACAUAUUCGCAUGGAUACCAGGCACUCUACUUGCUGUCGCUGUCUUCUUUACUUCACGAACAGAUCGGCCACCCAAAUACCACAUUGCAUUCGCUUUCCUAGGAGUUAUAAUGUGCAUGGCAUUCCACUUUGUCUUGGAGCAUGAACUAAUGAAUCUAUUCCACAACCUUGGUCUCUUCAUGGGAAUCAGGCGCCAAACAAUUGGUCUUUCUUUCCUAGCGUGGGCAGAUAAUAUAACAUUGGCAGUAUGGAUAUCAAGACUAGCGGACUGGGGAUAUUCCAGGACUUCUUUCGCGGCGGUUUAUAUGGGCGUACUAUUGGAUAUGAUAUACAGCUUAGGACUCAUAUUCACAAUCAAAUGCCGGAAUUCAUGGAAAUACUCUGUUCACACACGCCAAGGAGUUUCCGGUCCAACGAGCUCCAUUUACGCGAUUUUUCUAUAUGGAUUUGUGUUCUUCGGUGUUAGCAUAUGCAAAUUCCAAGUGCGGAAGAGCCUGGGAGUCGCACUCCUGCUAUACUACUUCAUUUACUUGCUUCAUAGUUAUCUUGUGGAAUUCGAAGUGAUCCAUGGAAUGGGCACGGAUCAUUCUGGAGUGGUUUACGUAGGAGCAAAAUGGGCGUGAAAUCAAGCUCCGGACAACAACUGAAG
Messenger RNA from Hermetia illucens (black soldier fly), 1800 nucleotides. Its product is annotated as mitochondrial sodium/calcium exchanger protein-like. Gene Ontology annotation, biological process: intracellular calcium ion homeostasis; monoatomic cation transport. Gene Ontology annotation, cellular component: membrane. The record is from RefSeq and is a predicted model, not a curated record. The transcript has 9 exons. Lineage: Eukaryota; Metazoa; Arthropoda; Insecta; Diptera; Stratiomyidae. The coding region runs from base 68 to 1774 and encodes 568 amino acids. Gene Ontology annotation, molecular function: calcium:sodium antiporter activity.